Moneuplotes crassus is the source of this 2175-nucleotide messenger RNA. Lineage: Eukaryota; Ciliophora; Spirotrichea; Euplotida; Euplotidae. The record is from the annotation of a GenBank genome assembly.
UAAAAUAGUCAGCUGAAAAUGUCAAAGAACUCUAGAAGUCAGAAUUUAAGCAAAGGUAACGCUCAGGAUCCAAAACUGUCAAUAGUUAUCAGAAAAUUCGGAGACAAGUUUAAGUACAUCAAGAUUAACCAGGAGGAUAAACCUUUAAAGUCUAAUUCCAGAGGAGGAUCUAGACACUCGAAUAAGCCAAGAUCUUCAGCUCAUAGGGCUCCAUCAGAGCAAAACUCCAAUAGGAAUAAUAGGAAGAAGGAUAUCGACUCUGUGUCAGGUGUUUCUAGCAACAAGAAAGGUCCAGCAAGUUUGAAUCAUGCUUCUGAAGUUGGGAAAAUUGGGCAUAAAAGUGAGCCUGGUCAAAAUAAUGAUGGAGAAAUGGAAUUAGGUGACAAAGAUAAUGACAAUAAUUCAGAGGCUGUAGCUUUCAAACCCCCAUAUGUAAUCCCUAGCACAUCUCAGUGGUUUGAUCUUGACCAUAUUCACGAAAUCGAGAAGGACUGUUUACCAGAGUUCUUUUGUGGUAAAUACCCCUCAAAAACACCUGAAUCUUAUAAGGAAUACAGAAAUUUCAUUGUUAAAUUAUACCGUGAGAAUCCUUCAGGAUAUCUUGCAGCAACUACAUGUAGAAGACAUUUAGCUGGGGAUGCUUGUGCCAUCAUCCGAGUGCAUGCAUUCCUUGAACUUUGGGGGUUAAUCAACUUUAAUGUAGAUCCUUUCCAAAAGCCCCAUAAAAUUUCCCUGAAUAGAGAAGGUUCUUAUGCGAAAUACUUGGUAAAUGCCGCCAAUAAGCACUUUAUUGAAAGAAGUGAACAAGAAAUUUUGAAAAACUUGGGUAGUACUUCUGAGAGUCAAGCUGUUAAGGAAGGAACCACUGCAGAGCCUAUCUCGCUGGAUACUAUCAAAAAGAUCAACUUCCUCUCUCACAAUAAGCGCCCGUAUUGAAACUAUUGUGGCAUUUUGUGCGGAAUGUACUGGUAUAGAAAAAUCAGUACUGAUACUGGAAACCCAGAGUUAAUCGAGAAGGAUAAGGCUGAUAAUUCAGGAGAAGUUAAUUUAGACCAGAAAGAGCAUCAAGGAAAUAUCAAGAGAGAGGAAAAUAAGCAGAAUGAUGACCCUCAAGAUGUUACUAUGACUAAUGAGCAAGCAAUUCAGAACCCUGAGGUAUCUGACAAAGUACCUCCAAAACCUAAGAAGAUAAUAGAACCAAUUGAAGAAUAUAAAAUGAAGAAGGAAUUGAACGAUCUUCAAUUUACCUAUGUUAUUUGUGCUUCUUGCUUCAAUGAUAAGAAAUAUCCCUCUGUGUUGACUCCAGAGAGCUUUGAAAGAUGCACAAUUCAGACUAUUCUAACAAAAUCUCAACUUAAUAGUGAAGACAAGGAAAUUCUGAAUGAAAAUGAGCAAGAGAAACUAGAGCCAGCGGGAGAAUGGACUCAAGACCAAACUUUACAACUUCUUGAUUCAAUUUCAAAGCAUGGUGAAGACUGGGAUCUGGUUUCAAAAGAUUUUGAAGGCGUCAAGACUAAGCAGCAGAUCAUAAGCUACUUCAUCACUUUGCCAAUUAAUGAGAACACUAGCGAGAAAAUUCAUAACAUAAAUGCUUUUGCAAUGAAGGCUAAACAAGAGAGACAAAAUUUAGUGGCUGAGCAGAGCUCAGUCCCUACUGUUUUCUCUGACGUCUCGAACCCAAUCCAAGCACAAGUAGCUCUGUUUGGGAGGCUCUUGGAGCACUAUGGCUUAGACGAAGAGGACAGAAGAGAGGAAACUGAAAAAGACUCCACUCUUAUAUCCGGUUUACGAUCCCAAACGAAGCACGAAGGUGACGACAAAACUAAAGUGGCCAUUAAAAUGCCUAUUCCAGAAGAAGAAAUCCUUUCAAAGGAAGUCUGCGAGAAGAUAAAGAAAAAGUCAAUGAACAAAUCAAAGAAGCUCGCUAAGAGGGAAAGGAAGGAGCUGAAGAAGCUGAUUGCAAUGAUUGUAGAGAUUGAGCUCAAAAAGAUCGGUAGUAAGGUCGAAUACCUUGAUAAGUUGGAUGAGGUCAUAAGUAAGGAAAAGGAGCAGGUCAAGGAGAUCCAUUCACAGAUUUUCGCCCAGAGAAUCUCCCUUGCUUUGAGUAGAAAUGAUAGGAAAAAUGAGUAGAAUGAGGGUAAUUGUGUCUAAUUCCUUUCAAUAUUUGAGGCUUUU